Myripristis murdjan (pinecone soldierfish) is the source of this 1931-nucleotide messenger RNA. RefSeq names its product gamma-aminobutyric acid type A receptor subunit pi (gene gabrp). NCBI's taxonomy places the organism in Eukaryota, Metazoa, Chordata, Actinopteri, Holocentriformes, Holocentridae. Gene Ontology annotation, molecular function: extracellular ligand-gated monoatomic ion channel activity; GABA-A receptor activity. Gene Ontology annotation, biological process: monoatomic ion transmembrane transport. The transcript has 10 exons. The record is from RefSeq and is a predicted model, not a curated record. Bases 464 to 1816 code for a protein of 450 amino acids. Gene Ontology annotation, cellular component: membrane.
UUGAGGUGGGGGCAGUGAGAAAACGGGAGAGAUGUAGCGCAAAUGAGAGGGUGAGCAGGAUAAACAGAGACAUAGACAAAAGGAGGGGGCUUCACAGCAGCGCUAAGGGGAGAUGCAAGCACCGGAGAAGAAAGGGAAGAAGAGAGAGAGGGAGAGAGAGAGAGAGAGACGCACACACUAAUACCACUGACACUAUCCCACACACCAUGACAAAAUAGCAUAACCAACAGUGAUUUACUCGUUGCCUGAGACAAGACUGGGAUAAAAUCAAAUAAAUAACCUUGGUGAGAGAGCAAGCCCUUUCACUGGACAGACUUGGGACAGAGGAAGGCAGAAGAGUGCAAGAAGACACAAAGGAAAGAGAAGAGAGAAGGAGUAACCUGAGAGGGGAAAAAGAAACCGGAAGCUAAUUGUGGCAAGUCAUAAGGAAUAAGACAGCUUGUGAUCUGCCUGGCCAUCCGUAAUGUCGGCUCAGACCUUGACCCUUCUGAUCUUGUGCCUGACUGUGGUACGAAGUGGUUCUAUGUUCCCUGGGCACCACUGGGGAGACUGGAACGAUUCACAGCUGCAGCCAACAAUUCAGAAGCUGAUGAAGGGAUACAACCGCUACCUGAGACCCAAUUUCAAUGAGGGUCCUGUGGAAAUUGGGAUGAGUCUUGAUAUUGCCAGCAUUGAUGCCAUUUCCGAAAUCAAUAUGGACUACACUGCAACUAUCUUCCUACGUCAACGGUGGCGGGAUUCCAGGCUGGUUUUCCCAGGAAAUGAGAGCGUCAGUGUGGAUGGACGCCUGGUGUCACUCCUCUGGAUUCCUGACACCUUCAUCCCCGACUCCAAACGUUCCUUCCUGCACGAUGUUACGGUGGAAAACCGCCUCAUACGCAUCUUCAGUAAUGGAACUGUUCUCUACGCCCUUCGCAUCACAGCUACGAUUGCUUGUAAUAUGGACCUGACAAAGUACCCCAUGGACAAACAGGUGUGCACCCUGCAGCUGGAGAGCUGGGGCUAUAAUCUGCAGGAUGUGGUGUUCUACUGGACCAGAGGGAAUGACUCGGUGAGGGGUCUUGACACACUGCGACUGGCUCAGUACAGCGUAGAAAGCUACUACACAUCAGUGUCACAAGCUGUGUAUGAGACAGGAAAUUACCCCAAACUGGUGUUGCAUUUUGCAUUGCGUAGAAACGUGCUGUUCUUCAUCUUGGAGACAUAUGUUCCCUCCACUCUGCUGGUCGUUCUCUCCUGGGUCUCCUUCUGGAUCAGCCAGUCCUCUGUACCAGCCAGGACAUGUAUUGGAGUGACUACAGUCUUGACAAUGACCACACUGAUGAUGGGUGCUCGCACUUCCCUACCCAAUGCCAACUGCUUCAUCAAAGCCAUAGAUGUUUACCUUGGCAUCUGUUUCACCUUCAUCUUUGGAGCGCUGCUGGAAUACGCCUGUGCUCACUUCUGCACCAUGCAGCACCAGACCAUAGAAGAAUUGCAUAGGGAGCUCCUGAGGGAGUUCAAUGAAUCAAAUGGAAAUGGUUCCAUCCCUAUGGUCAGCUCCAGCCAACCAAAUCAGUCUGUGGAAAUAGGUUCCACAGCAGAGGAGCCUGUGGACCAGUCAGCAAAGAGUGAUGCAAAGAGCAAGACUGGGUCAAAAGAGAAGAUGUCAGGGACAGGCUGCAGCUUGUCAUUAGUGAAGGAUGCAUCCCGCAGGGCAGCGUCUGUCUUCAUUGUGGAGAAUCCACACAAUAUUGACCGCCAUGCCCGUACUGUUUUCCCCAUUGCCUUCCUCUUUGUCAAUAUCCUCUACUGGCUUUAUUAUCUCUUUCUCUGAGUCCUGUUUCCAAACUGAUGCCUGGUUACUUUCACCAUCCUAAGGCUGCUCUACCUCCUCAUUUGAAAACAAAAAACGGUUGCCACUUUAGGUUAAAGCUAUUUUGUUCUACACU